Ustilago hordei is the source of this 2748-nucleotide messenger RNA. Its product is annotated as putative chitin synthase 1. The record is from RefSeq and is a predicted model, not a curated record. Lineage: Eukaryota; Fungi; Basidiomycota; Ustilaginomycetes; Ustilaginales; Ustilaginaceae. Bases 1 to 2748 code for a protein of 915 amino acids. Gene Ontology annotation, molecular function: chitin synthase activity. The transcript is spliced from 2 exons. Gene Ontology annotation, cellular component: cell septum; cell periphery.
AUGAGCUACGACGCAUAUCCAAUGCGGCCCGGCCAGGUUCGUGGACAGCGCCAGCAGCGAUCCUACCAACUUUCUGAUGACCCUUCGAGACAACCCAACAUGCCCUACGCCAACCCUAUGGGCGGCUACGGCAGCUCCACUAACAUGCACCCGGAGAACCCCUUCUAUGCAGGCGAGAACCCAAGCUUCCAGACCCUUGCUCCUGGCACCUCGGAAGGACACGCAACCUACUCAUACGAGGAAGACAAGAUUCCUCUCACAGAUUCUGCAGACGAAAAGUAUGGCUUUUCUGGUGCCAGCAACAGCACUUACAACUUGCCCCCUCCGAGUGGCUUCCCCACUGCAGCGCCGUACGGAGGUCCAUCCUCGUACUCCUCCGACCUUGGUCCGGAAGACAGUGCCAGUCAGGUUGCUUGGGCCGAGCGUCAGCAAGCUCCUAAGCGAGGUCUCACCAAGAAAGUCAAGCUCACGCGAGGUCACUGGAUCGUAGACCACCCCGUUCCUACCGCUGUCAAGAACUCUGCCGAACCCAAGUGGGCUCAAAGUAGCCGCACCCAAGAGUUCUCACACAUGCGUUACACUGCGGCUACCUGCGAUCCUGACGAGUUCACACUCGAGAAUGGAUGGAGCUUGCGAACAUCCCAGCAGUACGGACGUGACACGGAGCUGCUCAUUGCCAUCACUUACUACAACGAAGACCGCAUCCUGCUUGCACGAACUCUUCACGGUGUCAUGCUCAACAUCCGCGAUAUUUGCAAGAGCAAGACUUCCAAGUUCUGGAGACGAUCCGCCGAAGAAGGCCGACCAGGUUGGCAGCGAAUCGUCGUCAGUCUCAUCUUUGACGGUAUCGACCCAUGUGACAAGGAGGUGCUCGACCUUCUCGCCACCGUCGGUGUCUACCAGGAUGGUAUCAUGAAGCGGAAAGUCGAUGGCAAGGACACUGUCGCCCAUCUCUUCGAGUACACCACUCAGCUUUCAGUUGACCCCACUCCUGCUCUCAUUCAGCCCCACGAUGAUGACGCCUCCAACCUUGUUCCUGUCCAGAUGAUCUUCUGUCUCAAGCAGAAGAACAGCAAAAAGAUCAACAGUCAUCGUUGGCUCUUCAACGCCCUUGGUCGACAUCUCCAACCCGAACUCUGCGUCCUCAUCGAUGCUGGUACCAAGCCUGGUCACAAGUCGCUCUACUACCUAUGGGAAGCCUUCUACAACAACGCCAACCUCGGCGGUGCUUGUGGUGAGAUUCAUGCCAUGAUCAAGAACGGUCGCAAGCUCAUCAACCCCCUCGUCGCUGCCCAGAACUUUGAGUACAAGAUGUCCAACAUUCUCGACAAGCCUCUCGAGUCCACUUUUGGAUACGUCAGUGUGCUUCCCGGUGCAUUCAGUGCCUACCGAUUCCGUGCAAUUCAGGGCAUACCGCUGCAACAGUACUUUCACGGUGACCACACUCUAGCCGACAGACUGAGCAAGAAGGGUUUGCAUGGCAUGGACAUCUUCACGAAGAACAUGUUCUUAGCCGAAGAUCGUAUUCUCUGCUUCGAGCUUGUCGCCAAGGCAGGAGACAGGUGGACGCUGACGUAUGUCAAGCCAUCGAAGGGUGAAACAGAUGUGCCCGAAGGUGCUGCCGAGCUGAUCUCACAGCGUCGACGAUGGCUCAACGGUUCUUUCGCUGCUUCCAUCUACUCGCUCGUUCACUUCUUCCGCAUCUACAAGUCGAAUCACGGCAUCAUUCGUCUCUUCUUCUUCCAUCUUCAGGCUCUUUACAAUGCUUUCGUGCUCAUCUUCUCUUGGUUCGCUCUCGCCAACCUCUGGCUCACCUUCUCCAUCAUCAUCGAGUUCUUGCCCGACGAACUCCUCAGGGGUUCUUCGCAAACCACGCUCAUCAUCUUCCACUGGUUUAACCAAGCCGCCAAAUGGAUCUAUGUCUUUUUCCUCGGUCUGCAAUUCGUUCUUGCGCUAGGUAACAGGCCGAAGGGUGAAAAGACAACUUACAUUAUCUCGUUUAUCGUCUUUGGUAUCCUCGGUCUGUACCUGAUCUUCACUUCACUCUGGUUGACAAUCAAGGCGUUGAUUGCGACGGAGCUAUCGGGCAACUUGUGGCACACGCUCUUCAAUCAGACCACAGGUGUGCUGAUCGCGGCACUAGCUGCGACGUUUGGUAUCUAUCUGAUCGCCUCGAUUCUGUACGCUGAUCCUUGGCACAUGAUCACCUCGUUCCCCCAGUACAUGCUGAUUGCUCCUUCGUUCAUCAACAUUCUCAACGUCUAUGCUUUUUGCAACUUGCACGAUGUCAGUUGGGGAACAAAAGGAUCGGACAAAGCUGAUGCCCUGCCAACAGUCGACACCAAGAAGGACAAGAACACCGAGCCUGGUACUGUAGAGGAAAUUGAACGACACCAGGACGAUAUCGAUGAGACGUUCAAGUCGGUCGUUUCGCGAGCCGUGGCACCUUACAAGCCCCAGGAAACGAUCGAAAUGCCAACGAUGGACGACAGCAACAAGACUUUCCGUACUCGUCUUGUUGCGUUCUGGCUGCUCACCAACGGUGCCUUGACUGUGGCAAUCGAGAACGUCAACGGCGUGAACAAUGGCUUGACCUCGAAGCAGAUUGAGCAAGAGCAAAACAACAAGCAGUCGACGUACUUCAAGAUCAUCUUGUGGGCCACAUUUGGACUGUCGGCUUUCCGUUUCGUGGGAUGCGUGAUCUACUGGCUCAAGCGUAACUCUACUCGAUGCUUCCGUAAGACUUAA